AUGGCUCUAACUGGUCCAGUACAGAGUGCAUUAACUGGUGGUUUCCAAAAAGAUGUACAUGUUGAACAAAAUGAAAUUAAUAUUGGUAAUGAAUUAAUGUUUUUGGGGAUCUUUCUAGGUGAAAUUCCAUCAAAUAUUUUAUUAAUGAAAGUUGGACCAAGAAAAUGGUUACCUUUUCAAGUAUUAGUCUUUGGAUUUGUUGCUAUAAUGCAAAUUUUCAUGAAGAAUAGAUCAGGAUUUUAUGCAUCAAGAUUCAUGUUGGGUAUUGCUGAAAGUGGAUAUAUACCAGGUGGUUGUUAUAUCAUUUCAAAUUGGUAUAAGAGUUCUGAAAGAGCUAGAAGAACUUCCAUUUAUUUCUUUGGUAUGUUUGGUGGGUAUGCCAUAUCACCAGUCUUAUGUUCAGCUAUUUUGUUACUUGCAGACAAAAGAAAUAUUGCUGGAUGGAGAUGGAUUUUCCUUUUAGAGGGUUUAUUAACUUUAGUUGUUGCUUUUAUAAUGUUAUUAUUCUUACCAGGAUCACCAAAAAAUCCAUAUCCAUUAUUCACCAAAAAAUUGUCAUUAUUCAAUGAACGUGAUAUUCAUAUUUUACAAAAUAGAUUAGAUGAAAAAUCAUCAGAGCAGUUGAAUCCAAUAAAGCUCAGUCAUCUAAAGAAAACAUUACUUGAAUGGAGACGUUAUCCACAUUUAUUUGCUACUGAGAUAGUCUUUGGAACUUGGGCACCAUUAACAACAUAUACACCAACUAUAUUAUUCACAUCUGGAUUUUCAAGAGUCUCUGCGAAUGCACUUACAGCUAUAGGUGGUGGGUUAGCUUUGGUUGUUGUUUUCAUAUUCGCUUAUGUUAAUUAUGUUUCCAGGAAAAGAGGUAUCACAGUACUUAUUGCUACAGCUUCAUAUGGUAUUAUUCUAAUUAUACAUAGACAAGUGUUACCACAAGUUUCUCAUGAUAAAUGGAAAGUAUUUGGAUUAUGGACUUUAGUUAACGCAUUUGCUGUUGGUUAUCAUCCGAUUCAAAAUACUUGGUUACAACUAAACUGUGAUUCUCCACAGGAAAGAAGUAUUUCAAUUGCACUUUGGGUAAUGUUUGCCAUGAUUGGACUAAUGAGUGGAUCUCAGUUGUUUAGACAAGAUGAUAAACCUUUAUAUCAAAAGGGAACUUUAGCCAUGAUUUGUAUGGUUUUUGGAGGAUUCCUCAUAUCCUUGGGACAGUAUCUCUUAUACUAUCAUCUAAACAGGAAAAAGCAAUCAAAUGAGCGUAAAUGGCUAUUAUAA
This is a messenger RNA of Hansenula ciferrii, 1272 nucleotides long. RefSeq lists its product as uncharacterized. The transcript is spliced from 2 exons. Gene Ontology annotation, biological process: transmembrane transport. Gene Ontology annotation, molecular function: transmembrane transporter activity. The record is from RefSeq and is a predicted model, not a curated record. NCBI's taxonomy places the organism in Eukaryota, Fungi, Ascomycota, Saccharomycetes, Phaffomycetales, Wickerhamomycetaceae. Gene Ontology annotation, cellular component: membrane. The coding region runs from base 1 to 1272 and encodes 423 amino acids.